Messenger RNA from Aureobasidium uvarum, 1323 nucleotides. Lineage: Eukaryota; Fungi; Ascomycota; Dothideomycetes; Dothideales; Saccotheciaceae. The record is from the annotation of a GenBank genome assembly.
AUGACGACUGGAGCCUCGCCCUCGGGCAAUACCGAUUCGGCCCUCGAUCUUGGAAAGGAAACCGUGGACCCCAACCGAGAUGCAGAUAAACACAUCUUUUCUGUUUCGGCCCUGACCUAUGGCCGUGGAACCAACGGCAAAUAUAUCCUCUUCGAUCGACCGCGGAUUCGCAGCAUUCCGCCUCUUGUCAUCGGCUUCCUAGACUUGGCCAACUCGGGCGACUUUGCUGCCAACGUCUUCAACCGAGUUCCAGUUCCAAUCUAUGCCAUUGUACUCAUGGUUAUCGGCGCCACAGUCGCUCUUGUCAUGUCCACAGUCGCUCUCCGGGACGCCAGAUCCAGCUGGAAGAACUUGAAACUGUUGAGAGAAGAAAGGACGCUUCUAGAAAGCAUGAGUGAUGACAGAUCUGCCGAGCUAGAAAUCAACCAUCGGGACCUGGGGACCGAGAUCUUCGACCGCGCCGGUGUCGAUAUUGCCAUGGGUGUUGGAGCCUUUCUCAUCGCAGUUGGCACUUACAUGGCCAUUGGGGGUGCCAAUCACAGGGUCUGGUUUGCGAGUAACUUGCUGUCCGGCUAUGUCGGCAACGCCUUGCCUGCCGUCUACGGUAUUUGCAAUGUCGGUUGGUCUGUCCAUGUCUGGCUUCGCGCACGCAAACAAGUUUGCGCCGUGUCAAAACAUCUUCAUAACGAUGUUGCAAGUCAACUUCUCUCGGUCCGCAUACGCAAGACCCAAGCACAUGCCAUCGUUACCGCCAUCGUCUGCCUCGUUUCAGGUGCGCUGUCUAUGGUCACUCCGACUCACUGGUGGCCAUAUCCUGUUCUCCUCAUUUGUGGCCUGGCUUUUCUCUACAGCACCUGGGUGUACAGAACUCAAAUCGGAUACGAGCGACUUCUGCUCUCAGAGGACGCUGUUCUGGACGAAACGUCCUUGACCACAGAAAUUCUCUUUCUUCAGUCAGUCAAGAUCGCAUUGCUAGACAGUCCCGACGCGUGGAUGGCACUUGGGCUGGGAGACAUGUCAAUGCCAAAUCUACUGCUCUUCCUUGUCAGAUGCGAUCUCUUCGAGCAACUUUGCCUCGAACUUCUUAACGACUCUUGUCUGAUCAAGCAACACUUUCGGGAUCCGACUACAUCACCAAUGACACUAGACCAGCGAACCUUGUUGCAGCUGGACAAGCCAGAACAGAUUAUUGAGAUUUCCAGUCUUGCGCGACUGUGUUUGGAGCAGCAUGGAAUUCAACUCAUCAAGAACCGUGAACGCCUUUUGUUGGAGUGUUUGGGCGCCUGCUUACUGCACCAGAAGGGGAACGACAAGGAUGGAUGA